Messenger RNA from Fusarium venenatum, 675 nucleotides. RefSeq lists its product as uncharacterized. The record is from RefSeq and is a predicted model, not a curated record. Lineage: Eukaryota; Fungi; Ascomycota; Sordariomycetes; Hypocreales; Nectriaceae.
AUGUCUUUCAGCAAGCUCUUUUUUGUCUCUUUGCCCGCUCUGUUAGCUGUCCAAACUGUCUCUGCUCUACCAGCCGAGAAGAACCUCGAAGACCGCCAGUGCACUGGUUGCACUCCUCCACCCGAUACUCUCCCCGAUUAUUACUGCCCCGUCAUUGACUCGGAGGAAAACAUCACCGGUGAAUCUUGGCAGGUUGGUGCCUCAGCUAAAAGUGGUUCCAACAUUGCUACCGGACAAUCAUACACCGUAGGAUCCAGCUGGACCAUUGGCGGUAGCCUCGGACUUAGCUUUGAGAAAGUCAUCACCGGCUCAGCAUCUCUUUCGGCUGAGGUUUCAGAGUCCAUUGAGAUCACCGUGAGCACACAAACCGAAAGUACAUGCCCUGAGGGCGGCGACUUCUUUUGCUCACUUCUCGUUUACCCUGGAAUGAGACGUGUCAAGGGUCAUAUGGAGCUUUUGCUACCAGGUGCUGAAUGUCCCCUGGGUGCAGGUCUUAGUGAAGGAGACUGGGAGAUGGUUUCGCCCCGCAAGGACAAGUCGAACCUUCCCUUCUACACUACCGACUUGUGCACUUGCGGUAACCUUGAAGGUGCUGAUGGCCCUGGACAUCCAGAGAAAGUGUGCCGUGAGGAUUGUGUUGUACCUGCUAGGCUCAAAGGUACCACAGUAUUUUAA